Molecule: messenger RNA, 1181 nt
Organism: Aspergillus japonicus CBS 114.51
Lineage: Eukaryota; Fungi; Ascomycota; Eurotiomycetes; Eurotiales; Aspergillaceae
Product: DSD1 family PLP-dependent enzyme
Exons: 1
Coding region: 73-1179 (368 amino acids)
Biological process (GO): D-serine catabolic process
Molecular function (GO): D-serine ammonia-lyase activity
Source: RefSeq, a predicted model, not a curated record
CUGAUCCCCAAUCCCUCCACCAACCUAAUAAUCCAUCUCCCUAUACACAACACCCACCCCGCCACCACCAACAUGUACAACCCGAAAAUCGGCGACCCCCUCUCCGCCCUCGACACCCCGUCCAUGAUCGUCGACCUGGACCUCAUGGAAUCCAACAUCCACAAACUCUUCUCCACCCUCCUGCCCACAGGGCGCAACAUCCGACCCCACCUCAAAACCACCAAGAGCGCCGCCCUCGCCCGCAAGCUCGUGGCCGCCGGCGCCAAGGGCUGCUGCGUGGCCAAGGUCUCCGAAGCGGAAGCGAUCACCGCCGCCGGCUUCGACGACAUCCUGAUCACGUGCGAGAUCAUCGGGGCUCCCAAGGUCCAGCGGCUGGUGGAAUUGGUGCAAAAGCACCCGGGGAUCCGGAUCGUGGUGGACAGCGCGGCGGGGGCGACGGCCAUCGAUGCGGCGCUCGGCAAAGCCGGGGGGAAAACGCCGUUGGCGGUGCUGAUCGAUCUGGAUGUCGGGCUGCAUCGCACGGGGGUGGCGGAUACGGCUGCUGCGUUGGCGCUGGCGAGGCAUAUUGCGGACAAUCUCCAGAAUUUGAGCCUGAUCGGCGUGCAGGGGUAUGAGGGCCACUUGCAGCAUUUGCACAGUCGGGAGGAGAGGAAGAGGGAGUGUCUGGCCUCGAUGGCUAUCUUGACGGGUACGGCGGAGGCGCUGCGCAAGGAAGGAUUCAAUAUUGAGGUGGUCACGACGGGGGGCACGGGUACCGCGGAGUUCUGUGCCUCGGUGCCGGGGGUCACGGAGUUGCAGCCGGGGUCGUUUAUCUUCAUGGAUACGGACUACCGCAACGCGGUGGGCGGGUUCUAUGCCAAUAGUUUGACGAUCUUGUCGACGGUGAUCAGUCGGCAGGGGGAGAGGCAGGUCACUAUCGAUGCCGGGUUGAAGUCGUUGACGACCGAUAGUGGGCUGGCGGAGUGCAAGGAUGCGAAAUACGUCCACCUGAAUCUCGGGGAUGAGCACGGGGCGUUGAGCUGGGAGGCAGGCACCACCGAUUUGCAGAUUGGCGAUCGGGUGGAGAUGGUUCCCAGUCAUAUUGAUCCGACUAUCAAUUUGCAUGAUUUCUACUAUGCGCACCGCAAUGGGGUUAUUGAGGAGAUCUGGUCGGUGGAUUCGAGGGGUAAGGUGCAGUAGAG